Messenger RNA from Lactuca saligna, 1347 nucleotides. The record is from the annotation of a GenBank genome assembly. Lineage: Eukaryota; Viridiplantae; Streptophyta; Magnoliopsida; Asterales; Asteraceae.
AUCUGAUGGUCCUCAUCAUCAUCCCCAUCAUCAACAUCAUCAUCAUCAUCAACAUCAUACCACACAAUCACGAUUCCCAUACACAUCUACAACUCCCUUUUAAUCUCCUCCCAUAACUACACAAACACACACCUCAGUGUGUUUUUGUGCGUGUCUGUGCCACCAGAUUAAAAUAAAAAGCUUCCUCUGUUUCUGACUUUCAGUCUUGAAAACCUUAUCAUUCUACUAUAAAUAUAAAGGAAACCCUUAAAUCCUCUUUCCGUCUUUCGAUUUCUGAAAAGAAGUGAUCGAUUAUAAUGGGAGAGCAAGUAGCAAAGCCGGAGGAGGAGAAGAAACCAGAGGAAGAGAAGAAGGAAGAACCGGCGAAAGCUGAUGAGAAGAAACCAGAGGAGGAAAAAGACGCACCACCACCACCACCUCCGCCGCCGCAAGAGAUUGUUUUGAGAGUUUUCAUGCAUUGCGAAGGCUGUGCUAGAAAAGUCCGGCGGUGCCUCAGGGGAUUCGAUGGAGUGGAAGAUGUUGCUACGGAUUGUAAGACGCAUAAGGUUGUAGUGAAGGGAGAAAAAGCAGAUCCGUUGAAGGUUCUUGAAAGGGUUCAGAAAAAGAGUCACCGGCAAGUUGAGCUUCUUUCUCCGAUACCAAAACCGCCGGAGGAGGAGCCGAAAGUGGAGGAGAAAGAAGCUCCAAAACCGGAAGAGAAGAAAGAAGAGCCUCCUCAGGUGAUUACAGUGCUUCUGAAAGUAAACAUGCAUUGUGAAGCUUGUGCUCAAGAGAUCAGAAAACGUAUUCUAAGGAUGAAAGGGGUGGAAAGUGUUGAACCAGAUCUAAAAAGCUCACAAGUAUCAGUGAAAGGCACGUUCACAGCUCCACAGUUGGUGGAGUACAUUCACAAAAGAACCGGAAAACACGCCGUGAUCGUGAAACAAGACCCUGAACCAAAGAAAGAGGAGGACAAGGGUGCCGACGAGAAGAAGGACGACGGCGGCGAAAAGAAGGAAGAGGCAAAAGCAGAAGAAGGUGGCGGCGGCGGUGAAGAGAAAGAUAAGGAGAAAGACGAGAAGAAAGACGAGAAGAAGGAAGGCGGAGGAGAAGAAGCAGGAAAACCAGACGGUGGUCCGGAAGGCGGCGGCGACGGAGGAGGAGAGGAUACGAGGGUGGUGGAGCUUCGGAAAAACGAAUUCUACUAUUACCAUCCACAGAAUUACCAUGUAUACCCGCCAAGAUACACCGCAGAAUCGGCGUAUGGGUACCCACCAGCACCACAAAUGUUCAGUGACGAGAACCCCAAUGCAUGCACUGUAAUGUAAAAAAUGGAGUAAAUGUUAGAGAGAGAGAGAGAGAGAGAGA